CCUCCUCCCCCGCAGGACUAUGAGUACCCGCUGCACCCCCAUAACACCAACUACCAGAAGAACGACCGCUGCCCCCCGCCACCGCAGACCCUCCCAGACCGGGCCUGCGAGGUGCUGAGCUGCCGAUCCGACUCCGAGUGCGAGAGACACAAGCGCUGCUGCUUCAAUGGAUGUAUCUACGCCUGCCUGGAGUCCGUUCAGCCCCCCCCAGUCCUGGAUUGGUUGGUGCAGCCGAAGCCGCGCUGGUUGGGUGGGAACGGCUGGCUAUUGGACGGACCGGAGGAAGUCUUACAAGCUGAAGCCUGCAGCACCACAGAAGACGGGGACGAGCCUCUCCACUGCCCCACAGGGUACGAAUGUCACAUAAUCAACCCCGGCAGCCCAUCGGAGGGCAUCCCGAACCGGGGGCAGUGCAUCAAGCAAAGAGGAAACUCAGACGGGAGACACCUGAGACCCAAAUACACCAAAGAAUAUCACGGUGGAAAUUUUAAUAACGUUGUAGUCGGAGUCGAUAAGACGGCGGCAGAGGAGCAGCAAAGCUCAGAGGAGGAGGAGCAAAGCUCAGAGGAGGAGGAGGAGCAAAGCUCAGAGGAGGACGCCGUUCGCUCCUCCAGCCCGCGGACGGGCGCGGUUUUUGCAGUUUUAAUCAUUAACGUCAUAUUUAUAGAGCGGCCGGAGGAGGCGGAGCUCCGUCUGAUGGGAGGACUAUCGUUCUGCUGGCUCUUCCGGGGGAUGGGGGGGGGAGGGCUGCUCGCUCUUUCAGGUGGUGAACGGGCCGCCUUCCGACCUCUAAUGUCAACCCAGAUCAUGAGCAGAGAAGAUAGCAGUGCUGUGCAGUCUCUUGGUGCCAUCAUCUGCAGCCAGCUGAUGCUCUCCACUCCCUUCUCCAGCAGUGAUGCUCUGCAGAUAGUGAUCAGCUGA
This is a messenger RNA of Nanorana parkeri, 921 nucleotides long. It is a transcript of the gene WFDC1, whose product is annotated as WAP four-disulfide core domain 1. Gene Ontology annotation, biological process: regulation of cell growth. Gene Ontology annotation, molecular function: peptidase inhibitor activity. The annotation marks the transcript as partial. Gene Ontology annotation, cellular component: extracellular region. The transcript has 8 exons. Lineage: Eukaryota; Metazoa; Chordata; Amphibia; Anura; Dicroglossidae. The record is from RefSeq and is a predicted model, not a curated record.